CGCACCGGUUUCUUUCUCUCUCUCUCUCUCUCUCUCUGGGGUUCUGGUUAGACUGGUUUGGUCGUGCGAAGUAUGGGGGAUACACUGGUGGAGCUCGAGCAGAUCCUCAGAUCAAGCAAGGAGAAAUUAACACAAGAUGAGGAGCAUGUGCUUCGAAGUUGCAAGGCAAGGGCAGUGAGGGACUUCACAUUUAGUGCCUGUCUUGUUUCUGGUAUCACCUGGACAGCAACGAGGAGGCUUGCCUAUGCGCAUCGCUUUAAUCUAUCUGGAGGUGCUGCUAUUCUUUUUGGCAUGUGGAGAUUUGAUAGGUCCCUUAAUUCAUGCCUAGAUCAAAUUCUUGCCUUAGAGGGAAGUCGCAUGCAGCGAGAGCUUGCGAAGCUAAUACUGACCAAGUAUCAGGAUGAUCCUUGGAGAAUGCAGCUUGUGAAGAAGCAUUUCUAUUCUGAAAGGGUAUUCAAUGAUGCUAAUCCCGAAAAGCCAUUAUCUAGGUGGCGUCAGCGCCACUUCUUUGGAGACACUAACACCCACAAACCUCGUGAGGAUGAAGAAGGAACUUUUGAGAAAACCAACUCCAAGCAUGAUGACAGCAAUGAACUGGAGAGCUCAUCUGAGAGUUACACGCCAAAGGAGGUACCAAAAACGUCAGAGGAUUUUGUUCCGAACCCUCUGGACUACAUUCUCGGGUUUCCAGGAACUGACAGUGGGAGCUCUGAAACUAUUAGCCCUUCACCAAAAAGGCGCAAUCGUGCUCACAGAAGACUUCACCGAAAAAAUCAUAUUCCCCACAAUGUGUCGUUGAAAGCUGAACUUGUAGAAUAACAGUUGAUUGAGGGAAAUAUUCACCUCCUAAAAUUUUUUGUGAGGAAAUUAUUUGUUCGAGUUGGUUUUUAAAUAUUUAGUUCCUGAACUGCUGAUUCCAACAGAUGUUUCCACCCGCAAAAUGUUGUCUCUAUAUCUUAAUUUAUCCUAAAAGGCGCAUCUGAUCUUGGUAGCACUACGGGACUGAGAUGUGGGUAGAUUUGGGCCUGAA
Messenger RNA from Nymphaea colorata (pocket water lily), 1030 nucleotides. RefSeq lists its product as uncharacterized. The transcript has 6 exons. NCBI's taxonomy places the organism in Eukaryota, Viridiplantae, Streptophyta, Magnoliopsida, Nymphaeales, Nymphaeaceae. The coding region runs from base 73 to 819 and encodes 248 amino acids. The record is from RefSeq and is a predicted model, not a curated record.